Messenger RNA from Bathycoccus prasinos, 342 nucleotides. RefSeq lists its product with no specific name. The record is from RefSeq and is a predicted model, not a curated record. The coding region runs from base 1 to 342 and encodes 113 amino acids. The transcript has a single exon. Lineage: Eukaryota; Viridiplantae; Chlorophyta; Mamiellophyceae; Mamiellales; Bathycoccaceae. Gene Ontology annotation, cellular component: TIM23 mitochondrial import inner membrane translocase complex. Gene Ontology annotation, biological process: protein import into mitochondrial matrix; protein insertion into mitochondrial inner membrane.
AUGGGCGACAACAGGUGCAUGCAGAGAGUGCUCACGGGCGCGGCGUUAGGCGGGGCCGUCGGUGGAGCCGUCGGGGCGAGUUACGGGACCUACGAGGCGUUCGCGUACAAGGUAUGUGUUGUGUUUUUCUCUCUUUGCUUUUCCCCAAACAACUACUUUAAAGCGCUGAUGAUGACGAAGAUGAUGCUUUGUACCGUUAUUACUACUGACGAACCUCUUUUGUUGCAGAUACCAGGAAUGCUGAAAGUUCGGCACAUCGGUCGGACGACGUUAGGGAGCGCGGGUUUGUUUUCGUUAUUUUUAGGCGCUGGGAGUUUGUUGCAUUGCGGCAGGCGGAAUUGA